This is a messenger RNA of Bactrocera tryoni, 6766 nucleotides long. It is a transcript of the gene Pvr, whose product is annotated as vascular endothelial growth factor receptor 1. The transcript has 20 exons. The coding region runs from base 701 to 5770 and encodes 1689 amino acids. Gene Ontology annotation, biological process: positive regulation of kinase activity; protein phosphorylation; multicellular organism development. Lineage: Eukaryota; Metazoa; Arthropoda; Insecta; Diptera; Tephritidae. Gene Ontology annotation, molecular function: ATP binding; transmembrane receptor protein tyrosine kinase activity. The record is from RefSeq and is a predicted model, not a curated record. Gene Ontology annotation, cellular component: signaling receptor complex.
UGCCAUAUAUACUUGUACAUACGAAAUACAUAUGAACAGCUUCUUUUGUGCUACAGAACGAGUUUAUAUGCGCGUUUGUGUGUUAUUGACCGCUGGCGAGUCACCAAUUGUUGAGCUUUUUCACGGUUAUUGACAGACGCUUAUAUACUGUUUGCAUUGAUACAAAGCGACUAACGAUAACUUCAUGCAGUGGAAAACAGAAGCAAAUACGGCAAAAAAGUUUAAGCAUAGAGUCUCGCAAGACAUACACAUAAUUAUGAACGAUUAUGUUCAUAUAAGCAUAAAAUGCUGUGAUAAAAAUUGUAGAUUUUUAUUGCUCGUUUUUGUUGUUUACAAAAUUUGAUUGAAAACAAAUACAUAUCAACAAUAUGAGUAGUCGUCAAAAUGACUUGGCCGCGUACAGUGCGAGGCGAUUAAAACGCGCAACAUUCGUUCAAAUAAGAAAUUACUAAUUAUUUGAAGUGAAAUAGUGAUUCAAAGUGGAUUUAAAAAAAUAUUUAUCGCUUUUCGGCAUUGUUUUAAGAUGUGAUUUCAUUGCGCAAACUCGUACAUAACUACAUAUGUUAAAAUGUACAGUAAAACAUUAAUAAUGUGUUAAGAGAUCAAAAGUGAAAAAUUGACGCAGCAAAAAUAAAAAUUGUUUACAAACAAGUUUAAGUUCUAAUGAAUUGUACAAAUACUUCAACACAUCAAUAUCAAGAUGAGACUUCCACACACGUCGAUAAGACACACAAGCCUUCGGAGAAGCGGCGGUUUGAAUAAAACGAGCAUAUUUGCGGCAUUACUACUUCUACGCUUAACCACAUUGUGGAGAGUUCAAGCCGCGCCACAAUUAUUUCCAACAAACGACGACGAGGAAUUCCGUCGUAAUGAUGCUGUCGAAUACGGUGCACCGUUAAUCACACCUCUAAUGGACUAUGUAACACUUGAAUUAAAUACAAAUUAUACAAUACGUUGUGAGGCCGAUGAACCAUUAUCGUGGAGACUACCUGGUGAUACUGUUGAUUACGACGAGCAAACAUUUAACACUGGUGAUCCACAACGUCCCCAUGGCAGUAUGCUAUAUCUACAGGAUAUAUCUAGCAAGAAUUUGGGUAAUUACUAUUGCAUAAAAAAAUCGAGUAUUCCAAAUAGACUAGACGCAAUGCAGGACGAGGAACUUGUAGAGUUGGUUAAUAAUUAUAAAGCGUCCUCAAUUUACAUAUACGUUAAUGAUCCCGUUAAUCUUUUGUCACAAAAUGAAUUUCCGGUAAUUAGUGCGCUACAGUACCAGGAUACGGUCAUACCAUGCAAACCAACUAUGCCCGACAUAGAAGUGCUGCUAACCACGUCGCAUGGUGAAACAUUUUCCAGUGAAAAUACCGGCCGCUAUAAUCCCCAGCGCGGUUUCGUCGUCGAAAUACGCGGCGUUACCGAUGGCGGCAGCUAUGUGUGCCGACCGAAAGUGCCGUCUCCAUUAAAUGAUGAGGAGGAACAAACCUUUGAGAUCUUUUUUAGUGGUAACGAACCUGUUAAUCCAUCGGAUAAUACAUCGGUGGAGGCUAUAGUAGCUACAAUGAAUACCACAACUAGAAACGAACCAAAGCACAACGACAACCAAAUCAUAUCCCUAAAAACUAAACGCAUUUAUAAACCCAGACCAAGCCGAAGCACGAAAUCCGAAACAACUGUGGAAAUGGGUGUGGAUGUUGAUCUUAAUGUUGACACAACUAAUCUUGGUGAUGGCAAUAUUGAUCAUGAAAAUAAGCGUAUCAUUGGCGUUGAAACUCAUAAUAGCAAUAUCCUAGCAAAUGUUGUGGGUGUUACUAAUGGUGACGGUUACGUUACGACUCAAGCGACUACACUUUUUGGCUAUAAAAACGCAAAAGUAGUUAACAAUUAUACAGACGACCCGCGCACUGACAUUGAUAAUAGUGACAGAAUUGUUGUUGAAGAAAAUCAUAUUUAUGAAAGCGAACCACAUCGUUCAACACGUUUGCGCGACACAAAAAGACCGCUUUUAAAACGCGCUGCGCCAACAACUAGAUGGCAUAGUUCACGAUUCCGUGGUGCGUUACGAUCGAGUACGAAAUAUAUUGAGAAACCGAUUAUAACCUCAAAUUCCCGUGGACAUGUGAACGUUGGUGAAAAUUUCACGCUGAAUUGCUAUGUGAAAAUCGCCUUUGAUGUUUCCUACUCAACAGAAUGGAAAACACCGCCAGGAGUUGAUGAGGACCGCAUGAUUAAAACUAUACCAACAUUUAUAAAUAAAACAUCCACACAUCAAGUCGGCGAGGCAAAAUUGACAAUACUAAACGCUAAGAAAUCGGAUUCUGGUCUUUAUGAAUGCAUUUGCACGGACCAUUCGAAAAAUGUUGGACGCAACAAUUAUCAAAUGACAGUUUUAAAUCGCGAUGAGGGCUAUAUCAACAUUAGUGAGCCUUCCGGUUAUUACAAAAUCGCCAGUAGCGCGAAUAAAAAGGUGCAGAUCAAUGUUAAAUAUCGCGGUUAUCCGUUUCCUACGCUUACUUGGUACAAACCAGACAACACGCAAAUUCAUCCAUCCAAAAAAUAUAUCAUCAACACCACCGACACUUCGAUUACGCUGCAAAUUGUGAAUGCACAACUGGAGGACAGUGGUGAAUAUGUGAUACGCGCCAAGAAUGAAUUGCUGGUGAAAGAGUUGAAAUUCAAUGUGAGCAUCAGCGACAAACCCAAAGUAACAGUCGAGGAUGUGUAUGUGCAGGCUGGCGAAGAAGCACAUCUACAAUGCAAAGUGUUAUCCUUUCCUUUCGCCGUAGUCUCAUGGGUAUUUACACCGUGUAGCAUAUCGCCGCGUUGGCCUUCGUGCAACAAGCGAAUGGAUCAAAAUUUUAAUUCUACACGAAAUGCGCAACCAGGCGCAACGGCCGUUGAAUAUAUACAUGACCUAUAUUUUACGCCAGAAAAGCCGGGUAUUAUGCAUUGUUUAGCAGUAAAUCCGAAAGGUAUGGGUGAAGGUAAAGGUCACGUGCUUAUUGGCGACAUAAAUGAAAAUAUGACCAUAUACGGUACGGAUGAGAAUAAGAAAAUUGCACGCGGUGAUGAGGUGACACUCACGUGUGCUGCUCUCUCUUAUUACUUCUCUGACGAUCUGGAUUGGUAUAAAGAUGGCGAAUUGGUGGAAGAGGACAGCAGCAAUUUUGUCAUCAGCAACUCUUCAAGCAGCUACUCGUAUCAAAAAACAUUGGUAAUCGAAAAUAUACAAGAUCGCGAUCAGGGCAGUUAUGAGUGUCGUGCACGUAAUGCAAACAAUCCCGAUAUGCAAGAAACUAAAUAUAGGAGCAUUUUUGUUAAUGAACCCUUGGCUCCAAUCAUGCGGUAUACCAAUCUUGAUGAGAAUGAUAAAAUGGAGCGCAAACUAGGCGAUGCUUUACAAUUGGAAUGCAAACCGGAAGCAAUACCAGCAGCGGAAGUACAUUGGUAUAAGGACGAUGUUGAAUUGAACAACAGCAGUUAUGUGAACAUUCUAGACGACGGCAGCAAACUAAUUAUACAAUAUAUCAAACCUGAACAUGAAGGUGCAUACAAAUGUGUGGCUUCAAAUCGUUUGGGGUCUGCCGAAGUGAGUUCGGCGGUUAAAAUUACAAAUUUGCCACGCAUGCGCGUCGGUUGGAUACUCGCCAUACUGUUCUUCUUCAUUUUCCUUAUUGCCCUGGUGAUUUAUCUAUGUGUGCGUGUCAUGCGCGAACGAAAGCGUCUGCGUGAUUACAAAGCGGCCGGUUUGGCAAAUUUCGAAGACGGCGCUGUGGAGCAUAUAAAUCCAGCGCUGACAUUAGACGAACAGGCCGAUUUAUUGCCAUAUGAUCGUGCUUUUGAAUUUCCACGUGAAAAACUUAAAUUGGGAAAGCAAUUGGGUGCCGGCGCCUUUGGUGUGGUGCUAAAAGCCCAUGCGGAAGGCAUACGACCAGAUGAAAAGGAAACCGUAGUGGCUGUGAAAAUGGUCAAACGUAUUGCUGAUAAUGAGGUGAUGCGUGCACUGGUGACGGAAUUAAAGAUUUUGGUGCAUCUUGGCCCAAAUUUGAAUGUUGUCAAUCUCUUGGGUGCAGUAACCAAAAAUAUUGCGAAACGUGAAUUAAUGGUUAUUGUGGAGUACUGUCGUUAUGGUAAUGUACAAAACUUCUUACUGCGCAAUCGUAAACGAUUUAUAAAUCAAAUUAACCCUGAAACGGAUAAAAUUGAUCCAACCAUUACUAAACAGAGGUUUUCGGAUAAUUUCGAGUUAAACCGUGAUGGAGUAAGAUAUGUUAAUCUGGCAUUUGCAAAUCACCAAUAUGUUAAUCAUAUGAAUAAUAUGAACAAUAAUUAUACGGCAAAUAAUCGUAGAAACUCCGACGAGGACCCACGCUCCGGCACACGUGCCGGCCGUCCCAAUUCCACCGGAUAUUUGCGUCAAUCGGAUUUGUACGAAGGCCAUGUGGAUAGCUGUGCAACGGAGCAGACUGUAAUGACCACAAUACCGGAGGACGAUGAUAAUGUCUUAUCCAAUAAUUCUGUGCAACCUGCUUGGCGCUCCAACUACAAACCAGAUAGUACAGAAGCCAUGACAAUUACCACAACACAGCUGGUGAGUUGGGCAUUCCAAGUGGCACGCGCCAUGGAUUAUCUGUCAUCGCGUAAAGUGUUGCAUGGUGAUCUGGCGGCUCGUAAUAUCCUGCUUUGUGAGGAUAAUGUGGUGAAAAUUUGCGAUUUUGGCUUAGCACGUUCCAUGUAUAAGAGUGAGAAUUACAAGAAACAAGGCGAAGCGCCGUUGCCUAUUAAAUGGUUGGCCUUGGAGUCGCUCAGUGAUCACAUAUUUAGCACUUAUACUGAUGUCUGGUCGUUUGGCAUUGUUUUGUGGGAGUUUUUCUCAUUGGCCAAAGUACCCUAUCCCGGUAUGGAUCCGAAUCAGAGCUUAUAUUUAAAAAUAAAAGAUGGUUAUCGCAUGGAGAAACCGCCAUAUGCUAAUAAUGAAUUGUAUGAUAUAAUGCUGGAGUGUUGGAGUACAAAUCCGGAGAGCCGUCCAUUAUUUAAUGUGUUGGAAAAGUAUUUCGCACGUAUGCUGGGCGAGGAUGUGACAAAUCACUAUGUUGAUUUGAAUGACACUUAUUUACGUGCGAACAUGGAUAAUGCCAAUACCAAGCCAACUGAUUAUCUGUCGCUAAUGGGCUCACCAGACGAAAUGGCACCGGCGCCACCACGCUAUGUAAACGGCCAUAUACUGCCUGAAAUACGUAUACAGCCAUCUACUUCCGACGACUACUUAAAUAUGAGCAUCGAAACUGGUACAACCAUUUUCUCACCGACACGUCCCAAAGACUAUCAAAAUUCAAAUGAUGAUACAAAUACAACAACAACUUCUUUCACCUUCCCAGAUAAUACAGCACCCACAGCGCCACCAAUAUCACAACAUUCCCCAACCUUAGUGAAUAAUCUCGAUAGUCCAAUCAAUAAGCAUCGCAAGAAAGAGGGCAUACAACCGGAGGAGAUACCAAUGCUGACGGGCACACAUCACAAUUCCGAUGAUGGUGGCGACAGUCCAGAGCAAGACCGAAAGUUCGCCAAAAACAUAUUACAACAACAUGUACGUGCUACGCCUACACCGUCGCCACGUCAUCACAUCGCCGAGACCGAACUCAGCGGCAGCGAUAACUAUGUGAAUGUGAAUUCACCGAAAAAGUUGAAUAACAAUGGUGCGAGAGCAGCGGAUGCAUUUUCCAAUCCCAGUUAUCAAAUUUUAAAGACUGUUUCAAAGGAUGUGGAUAAUAAAUGAAGCGUGAUCAGAAGAAAAUCCCCUGUUUGGCAAUUGCUAAUAUGUGCGCGAAUGUAAAAUUGAUCGAACAAAUAUUGUCAUGAUUAGUUGAAUUCGACUUUUGUAGUAACUACAAUCUACAAACUAUAUUAUACUACUACAAGUGAGGGUUAAUUAUCGAAAGUAAAAUCAAUUUUUUUUUAAUUUUAAUUUGUUAUUAUUCUGGGUUAUUUUUUUAAUGAAUCUUCCUUUAAAGUCGAUUUUAUACAUAUUAUGCUAAUAAGUGUUCAUUUUCAUAGUCAAAAUGAGUUAUAGUCAUAAGUAUUGCAUGCGAUUUUGCUUAUUCACAAUAACUUGACAUUUAUUUUAACGGUUUUAGCUUUCCAAAUACCAUUGAUCUUAUCGAUGAAAGCGCGCCAGCUUAAAAAAACGGUAACAUUUUACAUACAUAAUGCAUUUAUCUACUAUAAAUGGAAGAAUAAAGGGUUUUUGGUCAUAUUUUAUCCAUUAUUACAUUACAAAAUUAAAUAAUAAGGCUAAAAUUACAAAUGAUCAUAAAUUUCAAACUUUUUAAUCCAAAAACUGUAUUCAGAAUGCUUAAAAAUCAUUUAUACUCCUAAAUCAUUAAAAGAAACACAAUGGGAUAGCUUAAACGCCGACUUGAAUACUUAUAUAUAAAUGUAUUGCGAUAAAAAAUGUUUGUUUUAAUGAAGUAUCCUUAUGUAAACUUAGAUAAUUGUUGUAUAAUUAAAAUAUAAGAAAGAUACUUUCCUCAUUAAUACCUAUACGCUGAUAAAAUAGAUUAAGUUUACAUAUUUACAACUACUUUAACUGUACAUAGACUACUUUUAAAUAAACUGUGCGUUUCAUACUCAUAAGAAAAGUGAGCGAACAACUUUUCAAUGUGCUAUAUAUAAAUCUAUUUAGUUUUAUUGUAAUAAGAUUUAAUUUUGUGAACUUGAAUGCCUUAAACAUUUUGCGCAGGAAUAAAAUCUACGAUAUAUAAAAGUUGCUAUA